Molecule: messenger RNA, 692 nt
Organism: Amborella trichopoda
Lineage: Eukaryota; Viridiplantae; Streptophyta; Magnoliopsida; Amborellales; Amborellaceae
Product: Signal recognition particle, SRP9/SRP14 subunit
Biological process (GO): SRP-dependent cotranslational protein targeting to membrane
Cellular component (GO): signal recognition particle, endoplasmic reticulum targeting
Molecular function (GO): endoplasmic reticulum signal sequence receptor activity; 7S RNA binding
Source: RefSeq, a predicted model, not a curated record
AUCCAGCCACCAUGAAAGAGAUUUCUCCUUUCUUUGUUGUCUAAACUGCAUCAGCGUUGUGUUUACCAGAUUCUUGAAGAUGGUUCUUUUGCAACCAGAUCCAUUUCUCAAUGAGCUCACCAACAUGUACGAGCGUAACAGAGAGAAAGGCUCAGUUUGGGUCACCCUCAAACGAUCUUCUCUGAAGUCGAAGAGGAAGAGGAAGGUAGAAUACGCGACAGAUGUUGUUGAUUUCAGAUGCCUGGUGCGAGCCACUGAUGGGAAGAAGACCAUCUCCACUAGUUUGUCAGCGAAGGAUCACCUGCGCUUUCAGGCCUCAUAUGCAACAUUGUUGAGGGCUCACAUGCAUGCCCUCAAGAAGAGGGAGAGGAAGGACAAGAAGAAGGCUGUUUCUGAGGUUGAUAAAAAGCUGCAGCAGCAGGUUGCGGCCAAGAAGACCCCUCCAAAACCAAAAAACUAGGCCUCCUUUUUUUGUAAUGGAAUUUUUCAGCAUUACACUAAUUUUUGGUCCAAUUGAAAUCUAAGUUAAUUGGAAAGUUGAAUUUAAUUUUUUUUGCAUGGCUAAUUUUGUCAAUAUCGUUUUUGCUCGUCUUUCAAAAGAUAGCUAUGUGACUUAGGAAUCCUUAUUGUCAAUAUCGUUUUUGCUUAUUUGGCAAUUGGGAAUGCAAAAGUUUCUACGAAUCUUUGGGAAA